UGACGGAAAAUUUUAAUUAAUGGAAAGUAUUGAGGAAAAUAUAUGGGAUAGACCCUUCUGGGUGGCCCAGUGAUUUGAGCUUUGAACUUUCUUGCCAGCGAAAGCAAGGGGUUUGCAUUCUGGGUCGAGCUCAUUAAACCAAACUUGCUUAGUUUGCGAGCUAUUACAUAGAAGCGGUUUUAGGGUUUUACCUUGUGCGCACGCAAAGGAUGGAUUUUCUUGUCAUUAAAAAAAAAAAGCAACUACGACACAAUAUUUUAUUGUAGAAAACUUAAAAAAGUUCCUCCAAUUAAACUACAAAGAGAGAAAUAAAAAAGAAAUGCUUCUGGAUCUACUCAUUAUUGACUAGUGAGCGAGAUUUCAAAGGUAAACAUUAUUUGCAGAAUUAGCAUUACUGUUGAGGGCUGCUGCAAAGAGACGAAGACAAAAAAUGGGUGGUUUUGUUAAGCUAUUGGACUUGCUUCUUUUCAUCUACUUCUUCUUCAUGGCCAUUGUUGCACCACUUUUUGAUGGUCAAACUGCCCUUCCUAAACACAUUUUUCACCCUGUAUUAGUUGACCUAAAGAGCUGGUAUACUGAAGAAUGUGGUGAUUAUUUGGUUUCUGAGAAACCCCAUUUCUUUGUUGGGUUAAUCUGGUUGGAGCUUCUCUUUGCUUGGCCCAUCUGCCUCCUUAGUCUUUAUGCCAUUGCAGCUGGAAAAUCUUGGAUUAAAACUACCUCCUUGCUAUAUGGUGUUUCCACUCUCACUUCAAUGGUGGCAAUACUAAGUGAAAUGAAGAAUUCCGCAAAAGCAUCAGACAAGUUGUUGAUGGUGUACUAUCCAUUUCUAGGAUUUGCUGUUUUAGCGAUUUUACGUGGUCUUCUACCUCACUCUAGCAAGAGUGUUAGCAUUGGAAAAAUAUCCGCGAUAAGCAGGAAGAAGAGGGCUUAAUCUUUCAACUCGGAAGCUAGAAUUGAAGAGUUUAUAUUUCUUUUCGCAUUGAUCUUUCAAUUUCAACUCUAGAAACCAUAUCAGUUCUUUUUUCUGUUUCCCUAGCUAAUAUAAAGUUCUGAUGCUAUCUUGUGUAUGAGUUUUAAGGUCUCGAGUCCUGCACCAAACAAAUUAAAUUCAGUAUUUAAGUGGACAAGAAUAAAAGGGGCCGGACCCAUCACCCUUAAGUUUCA
Solanum lycopersicum (tomato) is the source of this 1164-nucleotide messenger RNA. RefSeq lists its product as uncharacterized. The record is from RefSeq and is a predicted model, not a curated record. Lineage: Eukaryota; Viridiplantae; Streptophyta; Magnoliopsida; Solanales; Solanaceae. Gene Ontology annotation, cellular component: endoplasmic reticulum.